Messenger RNA from Impatiens glandulifera, 1410 nucleotides. Its product is annotated as AUGMIN subunit 7-like. Gene Ontology annotation, biological process: spindle assembly; centrosome cycle. The record is from RefSeq and is a predicted model, not a curated record. Gene Ontology annotation, cellular component: HAUS complex. The transcript has 10 exons. Gene Ontology annotation, molecular function: microtubule minus-end binding. Lineage: Eukaryota; Viridiplantae; Streptophyta; Magnoliopsida; Ericales; Balsaminaceae. The coding region runs from base 349 to 1344 and encodes 331 amino acids.
AACAAAAAUCACCCAGCAUCAUCAACCUUAGCCCGGAUACCUCUGAACGUGGCUCCGCCCAUGCUUCCUAGUCGAGCCAGCAAUAGUAAUCGUAAAUCUCUUCAGCCAUUUCGUCCUUACAAUAUUGCACAUAGAGGAGGUUCAAAUGGGGAGAUUCCUGAAGAAACUGCUGAAGCUUAUUUGAAGUCUAGGAACCAAAGAAGACAAGGAAAAGUGAGAAAAAAAUAUCACACUCCUCUUUUCGGUCCGCCAUAUACGAAUACAGAACCAAGUGAUCGUGAUCUCCCCUGGUUCGAAUCCGACGAGUGAAGGACUGAGAAGAAGAAGAAGAAGGGAAUAUUCUCAGAAAUGGCGGCGAAGCAGAUGGAGGAGGUUCAGAAGAAGCUAGCUAUGUUGAAUUAUCCAAGAGCCAACUCCCCUUCUCAGUCUCUCCUUUUUGCCGGCAUGGAAAGAUACUCACUCCUCGAAUGGCUCUUCUUUAAAUUGUUGGGCGAUAAAUCACCUUUUUCUCAGCAGAAUUUACAUGGCGAGGGCAUGGAUCGAGAUGAAGAGACUUCUCGUAUUCAGUAUUUGGCUGAGAUCGCCAAGUUUCUUGGUUUCACCACUACCGUUGACCUAGAAGCUAUACAAGGACGUGGAAGUUAUGAAGAUCGCACUGAAAUGCUUCGGCUUAUCGUAGAUCUGGUUGAAGCUAGCAUCUAUGCUGACAAUUCAGAGUGGAGUGUUGAUGAGCAGGUUGCCAAGGAUAUACAACUAGUUGAUUCCAUUGCUGAAAGACAGGCUCAAAUCUUCUCAGAAGAGUGCAAGUUGUUUCCGGCAGAUGUGCAAAUCCAGUCCAUAUAUCCCUUGCCAGACAUAUCGGAUUUGGAAAAGCAGCUUGCCGAGCGUUCAAAUAAGCUCUUGAAUAUUCAGGAGAUGGUUAAUGAUUUGGCAUCCAAGCAUGCUUAUAACCCAGAUGAGGAUUACAGAGAGGCAGAAGCAAAAUUGCGGGAGUAUUUGGAAUCUUUUCUAGAAACUGCAAGAACGUUCAAUACAAUCUAUACCAAGGAAAUUCGUCCAUGGACACACAUGAUGGAGGUACCUCAGCUUCAUGGUUUUGGACCUGCUGCUAAUCGAUUGUUGGAGGCAUACAAAAUGCUUUUGAAGUUCUUGGGGAACUUGAGGAACCUUCGUGAUUCGUAUGCAGCAGUAGCUGCCGGUUCAUCGGAAACAGUCUGUGGCCAGCCUUCUUCAGUUACAAGGAUAAUUACAGAGUGUGAGUCGGCUUUAACUUUCUUGAACCGUGAUCUUGGAAUUCUAUCAGCUUCCAUUGCCCGAGAGCAAGGCCACGAUUUGAGUGUGUGAAACAACAAAACACUAUGCAUUCAAUCUAGAUAUGUAGUUAUUUUUAUGUUGAACAAUUUUUAUUUU